AUGGCGGCCCUGCUCCUCAGACUGCAAGGCCCUCCUCCCCCUCCUCCCUUGCUGCCCCAAGGUUGCGCUGCAGGCUCUGAGCUGGCCUUCCUGCGGGAGCCGGGGGACGUGGUGGCCACGUGGGAGCGCCCACUGGUGCUGCCAUGCCGGGUGGAGGGUGAGCCGCCUGUGUCCAUUUCCUGGCAGCGGGAUGGGCUGGCUCUGGCCAACGACAGCAGUGCCAUCCUGAUCCUCCCCUCCCGCGCCCACGAGUACCACUGCGUGGCCCAGAACUGCUUUGGGCGCCUGGUGAGCCGGCGGGCCCGGGUGCAGCUGGCAAGUCUGUCGCGCUUCCAUCAACAUCCAGAGUCCGUCGAGGUUGAGCCGGGUGGAGUCGCCCGCUUCCAGUGCCUGAUCCGGGGAGUGCCGGAGCCUUCCGUUUCCUGGGAGCACAACGGCACGACCUUGAGUACUGCCAGCCACCGGGUGACACUGCUGCCUCGUGGCAUCCUCCAUAUCACCAGCGUGAGCCGGGCUGACGUGGGCACCUACCGCUGCGUGGCACACAAUGUGGCCAAUACCCGCCACAGCCAGGAUGCCUGGCUGACCCUGAAGGGAGCUGGGAGUGCCUGGUACAAAGAGCCCGAGAUUCUGUCUGGGCCUCAGAACCUGACGCUCACAGUGCACCAAACGGCAGUGCUGGAAUGCAUCGCCACAGGCCACCCACAGCCACUGGUCUCCUGGAGCCACCUGGAUGGCCGCUCCAUCGGCGUAGAGGGCAUCCAAGUCCUGGGCACCGGGAACCUCAUGAUCUCCAAUGUGUCGGUCCAGCACUCGGGCAUCUACGUCUGUGCGGCCAAUCGGCUGGGAACCCGGGUCCGACGCACAGCACAGGGCGUCCUGCUCGUGCAGGCUCCGCCUGAGUUUGUCCAGUGGCCACAAUCCUUGUCCAGGCCUCCAGGCAGCAGCGCCGUCCUCACCUGCGUGGCCCAGGGCGUCCCUGAGCCCUGGCUGGCCUGGUUGAGGAAUGGGAAGGGGCUGAGUCCUGGGGAUAACAUUCGGCUAACCCACAACAGCACACUGAUGCUGGUGGGGAUCUCAGCGGAGGACGAGGCCAUCUACCGAUGCGUGGCAGAGGACAGCGCGAGCUCCAACCAGGCCAGUGCCCGCCUGGCUGUGACAGGGGACCCAGAGCCACCCCCUGCCCCCAGGUGUCUGCAGGCAACGGCUCUCUCCACCUCUGCCAUUCUAGUGUCCUGGGAACCACCGCCCUCCAAUGGGGACGUCACUGGCUAUGUGCUGCACCUCCGGCCCGUUGGAGAGUCCAAGGCUGGGUGCUCCUGCAGCCGGGAUGAGAACAGCUCGCUGCCUGGGGUUGUGGUGGGCAUCCACGUGGGCCUGGCUGCCCUCAUCGUUUGCCUCCUUUGUCUCCUGCUGGGCUGGAGACACAGGUGACCGUGGAGCAGCCGCCCUUACCCUAGGGCCCUCCAAGUUGGCUCCCUCCCAGAUGCCACUAACUCCGGCCCCACCAAAGAAUCUAUGUCACCUUUCCCUGCCACCCCGGAGUCAAGAAAGAACCAAAGGUCCCUAAGCCCCUCUCCGGGGAGGGUCAGGUCUGACCAUAGGGUGGGAGAAGAGGUUGUGAUUUCUGUUUCUCCCUUCUCCUUAAGAAAUGGGGAAAUCUGUGUCUUCCCCAACACACCAAAUAACUCAAACUAAACCAUGCUCAGGUGGGAGUUCUCUCCAACCCAUUAGUCCUCCCUCAUAACACCAUCGAAUAUAUCCUCUUGAUCCAAAAAUGAACUACCCAAAGAUAUAUAGCUUUAAAGCCCCCCCCAAGAGGGGACUCAGGGCAAGGGGCUCUGUCAGCAACUCCAUCUUCCAACCCAAACCCCCAGUCUGAAAUCUGUUUGUCUCCUCAUGCCUAAGAUGGAGUCUGACCAGGGACAGGCAACCUGCAUUCCUGCUGGUCUAAAUAGGCAGGUGGGCAAAGGGGCUGCCAAGUUCCUUGCCCCCGUGUCCCAACAACAGAAGAGUUCUGAACAUCUAAGCUCACACACGCUGCUUCUCUGAGCAACCAAAUGCCCAUCUCCCCCUUUCCAGAUCCAAAGCAUUCACCCCUUUUCGGGAGGCAUGCCUCCUCAUUUUUCUAUUUUUGAAAGGAGAUACUAGUUUGCGUUGAGGUUCUGUUGGCCUUGAAUCCCUUGUAGAAUGAGCACAGACGCUGUGGGGCACCCCACACAUCUAUUCCCCUCAAUUCUAGGUGUCCAAAGAGCACCUCUUUCCCACUCCUCCCUCUGACCUAUGGCCCUCCUGGCCCCCUUGUCCCUCCUCGUCCAGCUCUACCACAAACCUAAAACCAAACCCCAGGCUCUCCCUCAAUCUGCCGCCCUCCAAGGCUGUCCAGUAUUGUGCCAAAAAGGGGGUAGGGUCUUGGAGGAAGGAAAACCCAGGUCUUAGGGGGACCCCAAACACUGUCUCCUCUGUGCUCUUGUAGGAUGAUGUUCAUACCAGUGACAAGACCUCCAGCAAGGCUGGGCCCUGCCCCUCCCCAACUGCACAAGGGGCAUAAGCAGCUUUAACUAAUAAAUGUGGCAGGGGACCAAGAGGUUAAGAACAGCCCCAAACUUCAGGUCCCUGAGGAAGUAACAUCCUCUCCUCUGGGUGGGCCUGGUCUAAGAGCUUUGUUGGAAAUAAACCAAAAUGGAAAAAAUAAAUUAGGAUCUGGUUAACGUUCUGGAUUGAAAGGAAAACC
Molecule: messenger RNA, 2734 nt
Organism: Balaenoptera acutorostrata (minke whale)
Lineage: Eukaryota; Metazoa; Chordata; Mammalia; Artiodactyla; Balaenopteridae
Product: immunoglobulin superfamily DCC subclass member 3-like
Exons: 13
Coding region: 1-1434 (477 amino acids)
Biological process (GO): cell-cell adhesion; axon guidance
Cellular component (GO): plasma membrane; axon
Molecular function (GO): protein binding
Source: RefSeq, a predicted model, not a curated record